Molecule: messenger RNA, 4930 nt
Organism: Porites lobata
Lineage: Eukaryota; Metazoa; Cnidaria; Anthozoa; Scleractinia; Poritidae
Source: the annotation of a GenBank genome assembly
AUGGGAGGUGGUCCUCAAAUCGUAAGCAAUAAAGAGCGUUUACAAUUUAUUCCUCAUAAAGAAGUACAGAUUCAGUACAAGGGCGAUGAGGAUAUUUAUGUCAACUUGCGACUGGGAGAUUCGUUUCACGAUGAUGCCUUCAGAUGUGCCCAACCACUGUCAGGUACAACCUUCAGGAGGCUAAAAAUCAAAAUGCAGAGGCAGCCAAAAUCAACUCCAGAAAUUACAUCCACCAAGCGACAUGAAUGUAAGAUAAUCGAAACUGGUGUCAUGCAGAAUUGAAUAAGUGGCUGUUAUUUACUGUGGAGAAAUCUAGUUUCUUAAUGGCUACCAUUAACUUAAGGUGACAAAAGUUUCCAGAUGUCCUUUUUUCGGACAAAUCAUCCCCAGUUUCCCACCAAGUUUCUAAAAUUUUGAAAUGAACUGACCCGGGACUCGGUACUGAUCAGCAACUUCCUUGAACUCCCCUUCAAAAUACCCAACUCUAGCUAAUAUGUAAUCAAAUCGAUUAUCACACAUCUAAUCCUCUACGGUUUUACCAGAGAUAGAAGAUCUUCCUCAUUUGUUUAUAGAAAAGCCUGCCAUCGCCAUUUGCUUCUCAGUAAAGUAAAGGAAUGCAAUCACCUGCACUUACAUUUGAGGUGUCAGGUAUAGACCACAUGGACUUAAUUCACAUAUGCUUUCCCCAGGGGCAUCUGUUACGCAAGUCUCCGAAUGUGCUCAGCCCUAUUAACUAAGCUGUCAAUCAUUUUACCGCACUAUCUGAAUGGUGCACGCACUUUCCUUCCCUAUCAUAAUAAUAAUGGCACCUCACAAGAGAAGAGAAAGCAGUUUUUAUGGUUCUAUAAAUAGCACAUCUAACGUUGAUAUGUUACCUGUGGCGAGAAAGAAAGAUAAAACGUAGACGAAGGAUGUGGGAGGUAGAAAGGCUCAUUCCCAAGAGAGAAAGUGCAAUGGUAAGUUGAAGGCUGUGGGAUAAAAUUAAGACAAAAUCUUUAUUCAAGCACAAGUAUACACAGUUCAAAAACCACUGCUGUUGGUUAGUUGAAUUUACAAGGAAAAUUCCCUGAUGAUAAGUAAAGGGGAAAGUGGCAGUUUAACGAGCUUGAAUUUUGCAUGCUUUUAUUCACUAACAAGGAACAGAAUACUUGGUUCAAAAACAAGACAUUAUUCCAAGACGGUUGGCAUCAUCUAAAUAUAGGAGAUUUUCCUGCAAGGUAUUUCCCAUAAUUUUGAGAUCAACUUGCAGACUGUCAUGGCCAGGGGAUAAAAUUCACGUACCCUAUGAAGGUGAGACACUAUCUCCUGUUAAAUGAAAAAAAAUAAUGUGGAAGGAGAUCAUCACCCACCUCCAAGAGCUUUUCAGGAAAAGAUUUCUUUCUCAUUUGUAAAGGACGCUCUUGGGGACGCUCUUGAGGAAUCUCUUAAGGCUAAAGAACAUCUCCAAGUGCUACCUUUGGCUCAACUGCCAGCUUAAAUUAGUUUUUGUCAACCUUUUGUAUGAUUAUAAAUUCUUUAUUAGCAAAAUGUGAAAUUAAGACGUCACUUUCAUCACUAAUCUAACGUUUCACUCCAAAUUCAAAUGUCAUUAGGAGAAUAUAGCAUUAUAACAUCUAUGUUGCAGGGUGCACCAAAAGCGAUGUCCAAUUGUCAGCGACAAACAGGAAUACAGUUCAGACAAGUAAACCUGACAUAACUUGUCCGUGGGACAAGCACAUUUUUAAUUAGAAAAAAAAACAGAAACAGAUGAAAGUUGACUUUAAAUUACAGUAGAAUUAAAACUUAUCUUACAGUCAUAAAAACAAACCUCAUGCUCAUGCUCGGUGCACCCUGUGUUGAAAAAAUCAAUAAAAACUUUGGCUAAGUCAUGAUGGCGUACUGUUCCAUGUUAAGUUUGCUCGACGAGAAAUACAUUCAUAUACUAAUACCAGACAAAUGAAAGUCAAGUAGAUGAACUGGAAAGCACGCUGGUAUGCUUUUUCAUGUACACGGUUUCCUGCAAUCCCUCAGAACAAGGGACAAUUGAAAAUCAAAAUUAAAUGUACUGCCACGGGACCCAUACUGUUGCAAUGCUUGUCUCUCAUCGACUUAACUUUUACGACUUUUUCUGUAACUGCCCAUGUAAUCAGAUAACAGAAACUUUUUAAUGCCAUUUGUUCUUGGAUGAGGGGUUUAAAGUCAUUUUCCUUUCCCAUCAAGUUUUAGCUUUCAAAGGGGUGAGCGAAUUGGUCACACAACAUAAUGUUACAAAAUGUCUCUGUUAAUCAAAGCUGAAAGCUGUAAAAACCCUUUAUUUCUUUGUUUUGGAAAAUGGUAAUUUAAACAUCGUAUUAAAAACUUAUAAGUUCGAAGUACUAAACAAAAUAUACGCAUUUAAAACUACAAUCUGUGCUGUGGAACCCGUGAAACGAACUGAAAUUCAAAUGGUUGUUUUGACUGGUUUGGUCGUUUAUUGACUUGGUGUUGACAUGAGUCAAUGCAAUGGAAGCGUUUUUAGCACUUAAGCAGUACAAUGAGUGUCUAUUAUCCAAUAUUCAAGUGCUAAGAAACAUGUCGAUGGUUUUUUCGGGGCAAUAGCUUAUUUGUUAGAGUGGGUACGAAGGGUGAUCACAGGGUCCAGAGGAGAUGUGUUUAUCGUUACAACAUCAAAACCCAUCGAAAACCUCUGAAAAAAUGGGUUCUUUUGAUCGCGUUACAGUUUCGUUACACAUUCUUUAGACCGCAAAACAAGAGACUGAGGGCUCGCAAGAUCAGCUUACAGUAUAAAAUACGGAAAGGGAGGAAACAAAUUUGGGGCCGAUUUUCGAAUCCCUGAAACUAAAAUGGAAUUGAAUGAAAUCGCCUGAUUUUACUAACCUGAUCUAGAAUUCUUAUGCCAAAUACUGUAGGAAAACGGCAUAAAAAAGCAUUCAAAUUCAUUUUCGGCGACCGAAAUUUGCAGCCUCGCUUUCGUUUGCUGUGCACCGCAACAGAUGGUGACAGAAAUGACGUAGUAAAGUAAAUGUGCAUUUUCUUUGAACUCUUUGGAAGCGUGAAGCUUUUUAUUACGGCUGAAUAACGGUUCCAGUUUUCUCCAAAGAGCCUUCUGGAUCUUAAGAACAAACCGAUUUUCCUUAGCCCGUGAAUGUAAUGUUUUUCUGCAAUGCUGUAUCACGCUGGACCGAGCUCGAUAGUUUUGUUUGGAGAAUGUUAAAUUAUUACGGAUAGUGAUUUACGGGUCAUGUGUACUCUUGCAAUAAAACGAGACAUUGAGUAGAGCGGACGUACAAGGUGACUGUAAUAUCAUCACGACUGUGCCAUUCUUCAGUGGUCCCAACUAUACCUCCUGCGUCUUUGGCUGUGCGUUUUGCGACUUCUGGGAACCCUUCGAACAAGCAAAACCUUCCUAAGACAUCGAAGACUGUUGACAUGUACAACAAAUGUCUAGUCUUGAAAAUCUUCACUUCAAUUAAAACUCUGUUGCCUUCGCAUAGAUCUCUGAGACUCUCUCCGCAGCUGAUGUUUUCAUUCUCGAAUUAGCAGCGGUCUGUUGCUUUUGCAUUUUCGGUCUUAUUCACUUUUGUCACCGAGUGAUGCGGUUCACACCGAACGAAAUCACAUGGUUCAAGUUUCCUCCCUUGUCCUUCACUUCGUGCCUCAGUCGCCCUUCGGGCGAUGUGCCGUGCACCAGCAAGGAUAUGGCUUGCGGUUAUUGAUUUUCAAAAGUCGAUCUGGGUCAGAUAAGAAGCGAAGAAAUCGUUUACAGUAGAUUUAUAAAGAUCCCAUUGGGCUACUUAAUCGUGCUAAGCGACAGCUAUAGACAUUUUUCAAGGUGAGACUUUAAAUAAGUAAUUCAUUUAUUCACACGAAACUCCUCUGGACCCUGUGGGGUGAUAUGUUGCUCCGAAAAUUGAUCGGAUGCCAAAAUAGACUUCAACUUUCCGUUUCUCAACAGGACACUUUUUGCGGGCCGCAGAUAAAAUCAUUACACAAGAAAGUAUAAUGACAUGCUUUAAGAGCAUUUUAGUUUUUACUUCAAAUUCUAUGUACCAGUGGGCUUUUUUUGGUGUGGAAGUAAGCAAAAAUUAGCCUGGUCACUCACACACUUCAAGUGGGGUAACUAAAAUGGUCAGAAAAAAGACUAAUUUGACAGCUUUUAGAAAAUAAUCUAGUCUUUUAGAAAGAGCAAGUGAAGUGCUAUUAUGUAUCAAAUGUACAUCACUAGCUGUUAUCACGUUUACCAGCAUGAGCGAAAGGAAAAUGCACCAUUUUUGUCAAUUUUCAACGGCGGUGGAGGGCCAAAAUGGUGCUCUUUAAACUUCCCUCGAGUUUGAAAACACUUCAGAGCUUUAGGAUCCUUUAAUUUUAUUUUCGAAAAUAACUCACUAAAUUGGGUGGCUUUGUUCGGGUAAAAUAUGAGGAAAUUGGCGCCGGAUUUUUGAUAUUUACAGAAACUGGCUCUUAAUUAUUUGCAUUUCUUCGUUUUGUUGACAAACACAAAAUGACAUUAUGUAUUCAAUUUUGUUCACAGGUGACAAGGCCGCCCCAGACAAGGGUGUGUGGUGCUGGUGUCGUGAGGAAGAGCAUGGGAACAUUCUCAUGUGCAAAGGACCUAGUUGUCAAGUUCAAUGGUUUCAGAAUGUUUUUUUUUUUGGCUUUGCAUGAGACUAUUGUACAGCUCAGUGUUUUCUUAGUAUUGACCAGACUAUACUGUUAGGUGUUAACAGCCUGAUAAUUCAGUUAUCUGUUAAUGACCAGAGCCACAUUAAGAUAAGGGUGGUAAUGACAAAAGGUUGAUUAACAAUUGUUUUUGCCUUUUAGGGGAUUUAGAGCACUUGAGCUAUGACUGAGUUCUCGUUUUUGCUCAUUUAUAGAGGAACCUGAGAAGUACUGCCUGUGUUAUCAGGGAGAAUUUGGACUGAUGUUGUCAUCCAACAACAGAGAACGCACC